AUGCCUCCCGUUCAGCAACUCGACAACUUCCCCAGCAUUCCCGACGAAUCUCUGAUCCACAACGAUGCCCUGUCAACUGAUAACGACCCAGCUGCUAGCAAUGAGUUGAUCGCUACCAACACACUAGUCGCCCGAGCCGAUUCAACCAAGACAUACAAUCCCGGUCAUGGCACCAUCAACCCUAACAGUAUCAACAUGCAGGGCCUGCUGGCCCUCUUUGCCUUGCUUGGAGCUGCCUUUGUCCUCGCGGCUAUCUGGUUCUUCUUCUGGGCCAAGAAUGGUGGAUUCGUUUGGAGGAAGGGUGAUUGGGAAGAGUACAAAUCUACUGUGCUCCGGCGGAAGGGUCCUGAUGGUCGCACCCUCAGUAACGCGACAAAGAGUACGAAGCUGGGUGGAGGCAGUAUCGUCGGCAAAGGCUACAGCGAUGACGGAUACACGGUGACGGACAGCGCCCCCGGAUAUACCGACACUGCGACAACGGUCAGCGAGAAGGAACCCAAGCGCAAGCGCAACUUCCGGGAAACGGCCAAACAGAAACUGCUCCGUCGGCGCAAGGAUGAGCAGUGGGAGGGUGAAGCGGAUGAGGAUGUUCGCGCCUAUCGCAAGGAAAAACCGGCGAGAAUCGGUGGUAUCAACAGAGAGGCUGACGGCACCUACUACGGAAGCGACUACGAUACCUCAAACCCACCCAGCAACUACCAACAGAGCGAGAUGAGCCAGGUCCGCGACUACGCCUAUGAGCCCGCCCGGCAGAGCCGCAACUUUUCCUUCACCCCCGGAACCGAAGAUGUCAUCAGUCAACCGCCGACAGAACCACGCGCAGUGCGUGAGCCUUCCGCUCGUCGACACAACCGUCGCCUACUCAACUGUCGAUACGGAGGAGGAGUCGGGAACCAAGAGUUACCAUCAUCCGAUUCCGGGGUUGAGCAAGGGAUACCGUCGUGA
This is a messenger RNA of Aspergillus terreus NIH2624, 945 nucleotides long. RefSeq lists its product as uncharacterized. The transcript is spliced from 2 exons. Bases 1 to 945 code for a protein of 314 amino acids. Lineage: Eukaryota; Fungi; Ascomycota; Eurotiomycetes; Eurotiales; Aspergillaceae. The record is from RefSeq and is a predicted model, not a curated record.